GCGGGUCAAAUUCGCUAUUUACAACUCAAUAACAUUAUUCAUUAACCGUUCAUUAUUAACCGCUAACCGCUGAUUAUCAAAGAAACUUGGUAAAAUCAGGUGUGUUAUCACCAAGUCUAAUUGAAGCAUUUAUCUUAACCAAAUUGGAUUUGAUCCGAACAGAAAUCCGGAUCAAAUUGGUCCAUGUCCACUCUAGGACUAGGAGUCUAUGUUAAUGCUGACAUAAAUAGAAGACAAGGUUAGUGCAUCUCUAGUUAGCUAGACCUGUAGCUUGCCAGCUUGGAGACUAAGCGUGGGUCAAGAAAAUUAAACAAAUAAAUAAAGAGAGAAAAUACACAACUCGCUCCCUCGGCUUGGCCCUUCUUGUCUAAACCAAUCUACUCUUCUCCUUCUUCUACUUCUCCCAUGGAGAUCGCCUCAAGGAAUGAGCAAGAUUCCGUCAUAACCAAUGCCGGCGUCACCAGCAGCGGCGGAAGUUGCUCGUCCUCCUCCCUGCCACUCUAUCAGAAUCCACCCCCGCCGUUGACCCCGAAGGCCAUCUCGAGAUCUGAAGCCGCGGGUAACCCCUACCCGACAACCUUUGUUCAGGCAGAUUCUUCCUCCUUCAAGCAGGUUGUCCAGAUGCUCACCGGAUCAUCGAAGAACGCCUCUGCCCCUUCAGAUCCGCCCCCGUCCGCCGCCGGGAACAGAGGCUUCUCGCUGCCUCCCAAGAAGCAGGGGUUCAAGGCUCUGUACGAGCGGCGGAACGUCCACAAGAACGGGUUCAUGAUCAGCCCGCUGAUCCCCGGCAGCGCGUCGCCGCGGAAGCCGGAGAUCUUGUCUCCGAGCAUUCUCAAUUUCCCGUCGCUUGCCCUCAGCCCCGUCACGCCGUUGAACGAAGACGCCCCGUUCAGCAAUUCUUCGCCGUCGCUGGGGAAUUCGUCGGAAGAAGACAGAGCUAUUGCUGAGAAGAAGUUUUACUUGCAUCCAUCUCCGAGGUCUGCUACUCCGAGGGACUCUCCGCCGCAGCUCUUGUCUCUGUUUCCGGACAAUUCGGCGGCGCGUGUUUUGGGGUCUUCUUCUUCUUGAGGGGCUUUAAUCAAAUUGCCAAAUUUGCCAUUACAUCUUACGAUUGGAACAGGACGAUGUAACAGAGAUCUUGUUUCAAUUGUAUUUACAAUUUGACACCUUCCAUAAUUUAAAAAAGAUAAUUCUCUUUAUCUCUGUCUUUUCAGUUGAUCAUUUUCUACAUCCCUUUUCCAUACUCCUUCUCAUCCUUAUUAAACUUUACACUUUGACUUCACAUAUAUUAAGGAAAUAAAUUUGACUUUAUUGUAGAGUACAUUGUUGGCACUGUUUGAUACUGUUUAACACUG
Molecule: messenger RNA, 1355 nt
Organism: Cuscuta europaea
Lineage: Eukaryota; Viridiplantae; Streptophyta; Magnoliopsida; Solanales; Convolvulaceae
Source: the annotation of a GenBank genome assembly